AACCCUCAGGGACCCCCCAGUGCAGGCAGCACUACCGUCGCAAUGUGAUGACGUUAAUGGAGAGCUGAAGUCACAUGACAGCAGAGGAAGCGGGGCUGCUGAUUAACCCGUGCAAUCCCGGACAGAUGCGUAAGGAGGAAUCAUUUGGUUUGUAGAUGACAGUAUAAUUCCGUCCGGCAUCAUGUAUGGGAGGAGCGUCUGAUGUGAUCACCCGGGCUCUGCAGUGAGGAAGUGUCCGUGUCAUGUCACUAUAGUCACACGACUCAGAACCAUGAAGUUGAAAUCCAGCAUCUGCCUAUCUGCCACCCUGGUGAGCCUGGCACUGUAUGCCUUACUGCGCUCUGAUGGGAAACAUCAGGUCCGAGUUAAAUCAGUCUUUGACUUUCUAAGACCGGCGUCACAACAACUCUACAAACUGGAUGCAGGCUGGCCGAGAAACCCAGAACAUAUUACCGGCGUGCCCUUCGAUGUCACGGUGGAUCAUCUGAACUCAUUGGUUUAUGUAGCGCAGAGAGGAGAUAAUGUGUCCAAGGUGCUGGUGUUCACAGAGGAAGGAUACUUCAAAACAGCCUGGAAGACCAACACACUGGAGAUGCCUCAUGGGAUAUUUGCAGUAAUCGAUGAAGAACAAGUGAAGGCCAUUUGGAUCACGGAUGUGGGGCAAGGACCUUAUGGACACGCAGUAAAACAGUACUCACCAUCUGGAUCUCUAAUUAAAAUCCUGGGGACACCAGGUAUAGCCGGGUCACGUCUGAGCCCCCUCCAAUUCGAUCAGCCUGCAGACAUUUUUAUUAAAGGGGAAGAUGAAGUAUAUAUUGUGGAUGGAGACGGAGGGCUGAACAACAGGCUUCUCAAGCUGACUGAUGAUUACAGCUUGCAGUGGACAUUGGGAGGUAACGGAACAAGACCCGGUCAGUUUUACAUUCCUCACAGUGUGGCGGUGGAUGACGUGGGCCGUGUCUGGGUGGCAGAUCGUGGAAAUAAGAGGAUACAAGUCUUCGAUACCAUCACCGGAGAAUGGAUUGGAUCCUGGGACACCUGUUUCUCUGAAGAUGGUCCUUACUCUGUCAGGUUUACAUCAGACAAGAAGUAUGUUGUGGUGGUCCAGCUGAAUAUAAGCAGACUGCUGUUCUUGGCUGUACCUCCAGUUGGAGAAAUCGGAGACUGCAAUGUUGUCAGCACCAUCCAGAUGGCUGACGGGGUCCGACCUCAUCUUGUAGAUGUCAGCAUCAAAACCGGUUCCAUAUAUGUUGCAGAACUUGGUGCGGAGCAAGUCCAAAAAUAUGUGCCCCUUUAACCCCUUAACGACAAUGGACGUAAAUGUACAUCAUGGUGCUGUGGUACUUAAAGCACCAUGACGUACAUUUACGCUCCGCCAUGACCGCAAGCACCGGAUCGGUGUUCGUGUCAUGAGCGGCAGGUUCCGGCUGCCGGUAAUGGCGAACAUCCGCGUUCGCGCGGAUGUCCGCCAUUAACCCCUCAGAUGCCAUGAUAAAUACAGAUCACGGCAUCUGCGAUAGUGCAGGACUUUAAAAUGGAUGAUCGGAUAGCCCGGAGCGCUGCCGCAGGAAUCCGAUCAUCCAUAAAGGCGGACGGAGGUCCCUUCACCUGCCUCCGUCCGUCUCCAGGGGUUGUUCUUUCCUGUCUCACCACUGUGCUCUCUGCUGACACCUCUGCCUGUCUUAGGAACUGUCCAGAGUAGGAACAAAUCCCCAUAGCAAACCUCUCCUGCUCUGGACAGUUCCUGAGACCGACAGAGGUGUCAGCAGAGAGCACUGUGGUCACACAGAAAAGAACAACUCAACUUCAGCAGCUGAUAAGUACUGGAAGGAUUAAGAUUUUUUUUAAUAGAAGCAAUUUACAAAUCUGUUUAACUUUCUGGAGCCAGUUGAUAUAAAAAAAAUGUUUUUUUUACUGGAAUACCCAUUACGUUGGACACGCAGCCUGAUCUGACAGUAUCAUGGUUUUGAACUGUAAGAGUUGAGCCGUGAAUCGCUGUCAUUGUUCAAAAAUGAGAAGGGAUUUCUAUAUAAAAUUUGAUAUACACAAAACUGUAUAUCCUUCUUCUCAGCAUCUAAUACUGCAUUGUUUCCCAACCAGUGUGCCUCCAGCUGUUGCAAAGCUACAACUCUCAGCUGGGAAUUGUAGUUUUGCAACAGCUGGAGGCACACUGGUUGGGAAACACUGUCCUACUGUAUAAUGUGAUGCUAAUAGAUUAGACAGCUUUUUCAUGGUGACCGCUUCCCUUUUAACUAUAGAUGUGAAUUAAUGUAUGUAAAUGUACUUGUGUUGUGUCUGUGUUAAGUUUCCAUUUUCCCUCAUAUUGAGGGAAUGUCCUGGGUUUUAAAGCUCUGAGGAUUUUCAUUGCAUUGUGCCAUAAAAUUGCUUUAAUUAAAUUUACCGGCCUACUUUCCAAGCCCAAAACUGUCUGAUCGUCCAGGAUCAUCAGGGUAAAAUCCACAGUGGAUUUUGAUACCACUGAUUUUAAUGGGUCAUCGGAAAAUCCGCAAUAAUGGCAGAUUUGUGGAUUUUCCACGGACCCAUGAAAGUCAAUGAUAUCAAAAUCUGCAGCGGUUUUAUAUGUGAACGUAUCCUUUCUGUGCGGAAUUCUGAAAGACUGUAGUUCUGCUGUAGUUUAAUGCUUAUUGCUUUAAAUUGGAUUUGGCAGUCCCAUUGGCAGACAGCAUAAUUUCCAUGGCGGGCAUUCCGCCGCUGAAAUUCCCUUUUUGUCAUUCCGCAAAAAUAUAACACCAGUCUUAUAUUUUGCGGAAUUCCGUGGCAGAAUCCCGUUGAAGUCGAAGGGGCUUUCAAUUUUGGCUGAGUUGGCUGUCACGCCCCCUCCAUAGGCUUGCAUUGAGGGGGUGGAGCAUGACGUCACACGCGGGCGGAGUCGUGACGUCACUAUGCUUCGUCCCCGUGAUCGCCAGUAAUCAGACCCAGAGCGAGCACGCUCCGGGGGCCGAUUCUAACGGGGUGCGGCGUGGAAGAUCAUGGGGGUCCCCAGCCCCAUUAUACAGAUAAGAUGUCUUAGUGCCGGAGUACCCCUUUAAGCAGGACUUUGCUGAACGGAAUCUGUGCAGAUUUGCCGUGUGAACAUAACCUUAGGGUUCCAAAUAAAAAAAAAACCUGCUUUGAAUAGGGGAGAAGGUAGUAAGUUUAUCUAUCCUGAAAAAAGGAUCGGGCAGCUGAUUUCUCUUUCCCCUGAGACCCGUUGUUGGGGACUACCAGUCUUGCUCAUAUCAGUGGGUUUACCUUAUGAUAAAGGAAUAGAAAACCAGAGCUAAUUUCUUCUAAAAACAGCACCACACUUGUCCUCAGGUUGUAUGUGAUAUUACAACUUGGCUCCAAUCAUUUCAAUGCAACUAAGCUGCAAUACCACACACAACCUGAGGACAGGUGUGAUGCUGUUUUUAUUUUAAACCAACUCUGUUUUUCUAAUCCCGGAUAACCCCUUUAUUCUUAGGAAUUGUUCAUACUAAAAAUAUGCAUGGAAUACAAAAUAAUAUUUUAGUAUAAACUAUUUAGUAUUGUGCGCUAAAUAAUCCUUCCCCACGGGCACGCAGUGGAUCAUGCUGUGUAUUGUAAAUUAUAAAAAACAAAAUCUUGAAUAAUAUGACUCCCUAGGUGCCAUAUUCUUCUCUAAAGCCAAAAGAAAAUGCAAGUGUGAAUAAAGCCUAAAACAUAUAUAUAAUUAUUUUUCCUUUACUCUGUCAGAUCCUGUUGAGUCAUUUUGAGGGAUUGUUCCAUGUUGUUCAUUCUGUCGUUUAAAAUUGCUAUGAUGUUUCUGUUCUUAGUGAAUACUCAAGUAUUAUUGUUUGUAUUUUGAAAAUAUUGUUCAAAUCGGAAGUUUACGAAAUAAUAAAAUGUGAAAUUUG
Hyla sarda is the source of this 3875-nucleotide messenger RNA. RefSeq names its product NHL repeat containing 3 (gene NHLRC3). Gene Ontology annotation, biological process: proteasome-mediated ubiquitin-dependent protein catabolic process; negative regulation of translation; protein polyubiquitination. Lineage: Eukaryota; Metazoa; Chordata; Amphibia; Anura; Hylidae. Bases 272 to 1297 code for a protein of 341 amino acids. Gene Ontology annotation, molecular function: ubiquitin protein ligase activity; translation repressor activity; protein binding. The record is from RefSeq and is a predicted model, not a curated record. The transcript has 8 exons.